AUGUCGAGCUCGUUCGAAAAGUCUGUCAAGGGCGCCACCAAGAUCAAGGCGGCGCCCCCCAAGACCAAAUAUAUCGAACACAUCCUCGUGGCAACACAUUCCGGCGAGGCUGGCGUUGGCGAGAUCUUCAGAGCACUUUCGAACCGCCUCCGAGAUUCGACAUGGACCGUUGUCUUCAAGAGCUUGAUCACCAUCCACCUCAUGAUCCGUGAGGGUUCGCCGGACGCCACCCUGGCAUACCUCUCGCACCACACGAGCCUCCUUACCAUCACCACUAUAUCAGAUGCCCAGACGCAAGGUCGCAAUAUCCGAGUCUACGCCAGAUACCUACAAGAAAGAGCACGAGCAUAUCGCGAUACCAAGUACGACUGGGUACGGGUGAAGGCGUCACGCCUCGAGAAGUUGACCGUGGAAAAGGGCCUGCUUCGGGAGACUGAGGUUAUUCAGCGCCAGAUCUCGGCCCUCUUAAAGUGCGAUAUCAUGGAAGACGACCACGCUAUGGAAAUCGUCCAAACCGCUUUCCGUCUACUCGUUCUUGAUCUCUUAGCUCUCUUCCAGGCCAUGAACCAGGCCAUGAUCAAUAUUCUUGGUCACUUCUUUGAACUUUCGAAACCAGACGCCGAGAGAGCCUUGGAUAUUUACCGCCAGUUUGCCAAACAGACCGACUUUGUCGUUAGCUACUUGAGAGUGGCUCGCCAUUUUGAACAUCUGACGAGAGUCGAGGUCCCGAAGCUAAAGCAUGCUCCCACCAACCUUAAGCAGCAAUUGGAGGAGUACGUGAAGGAUCCGGACUUUGAGAUCAAUCGUCGACAAUACAUCGCCGAGCUCCAGGCAAAGAAGAGCGGAGCCGCCACGGGGGGCUCCAAGUCGGCAGCGACACCAUCCGAUCCUAAGCCGGCCGCGAGCAGCAAGUUCCCAGAGCCCAACGGACCUUCCAAGUCGCAACCCGGAGCAUUGAAACCCGAACCUGCUAGAGGCCCUGCUCCUGAUCUGAUCGACUUUUUCGAAUCCAUCGAGCAGAACCAAACCCCCAUGGCGUCGAAUCUUGCCCAACAGCAACAACCACAGCCUCUACCUCAGUCCCAGCCUCAGCCUCAGCAUCAGCAUCAGCAUCAGCAUCAGCCCUUCAAUCAGAUCCCCCAGCAGAUGGCCAACCCCACCGGUUUCGUCCCCAACGGAGCCUUACAGCAGCAACAAGUCAUGGGAAUGCAGCAGGCCACCCCAGCAUUCUCCAACAACCCUUAUCAGCCUCAGCAGGUGGCCAACAUGCAAAGCUUCAACCCUUGGGGUCAAGCGCAGCAACAGCCACAGCCACAGCCACAGCCACAGCAGCCGCAACAAUUGCAACCCAACUUCAUAGGAGCUGGGUUCGGCGGCUUCACUUCGCAGCCGGCCUUCCAGCCUGGCGUCUUGGGACCCAUCCCCCAAGAUAACGUGGCGAACUUCCAGAUGAGUUCUCCCACGGGCAUGGCCAACCUGCAAGCACCAGCCACUACCAAUCCAUUCAGGGCAUCUAUGAUGAUCAGCCAGCAAACCGCCGGUAUGCCGCCGAACACGAACAGCCCACCCAUCGGAUCACCGACCAACCCCCCCGGACCGGGCGGACUUCAGAGACAAUCCACGAACCCGUUCGCGAGAUCACCGCAGCCGAGCCAGCAGCAACCUUUCGGCUCCACGUCAUCCCCGCCUUUCCAGUCUCCGCAACACACCACCUCGCCGCCAGGAGCACCCCUCCAGUCCAUGGUCACCGGCACGAACCCGUUCGCGAAAAGCUUCGGGGGGGGCUCCCAGGCUCAGACGCAGCAACAGAGACCGGCGACCAGCGGCGGCCCGCUCGCGGCGCAACCGACCGGAAGCACGAACCCGUUCCGACAGGGGGCUUUCGUCAACCAUCAGACCGGCAUGGGGUGGCAGAACAACCAGCAACCAAUAGGGGGUGGGCUCGAUAAUCUGCAGACUGUUACUGUGUUCCCGCGUCCGCAGCAGCAAGCGCCGUGGCAGAACCAGCAGCAGUAA
This is a messenger RNA of Sodiomyces alkalinus F11, 2016 nucleotides long. Its product is annotated as ANTH-domain-containing protein. The coding region runs from base 1 to 2016 and encodes 671 amino acids. Gene Ontology annotation, biological process: clathrin-dependent endocytosis; vesicle budding from membrane; clathrin coat assembly. Gene Ontology annotation, cellular component: clathrin-coated pit; clathrin-coated vesicle. Gene Ontology annotation, molecular function: 1-phosphatidylinositol binding; phosphatidylinositol-4,5-bisphosphate binding; SNARE binding. Lineage: Eukaryota; Fungi; Ascomycota; Sordariomycetes; Glomerellales; Plectosphaerellaceae. The record is from RefSeq and is a predicted model, not a curated record. The transcript is spliced from 5 exons.